Glarea lozoyensis ATCC 20868 is the source of this 1137-nucleotide messenger RNA. Its product is annotated as Metallo-dependent hydrolase. The transcript is spliced from 3 exons. The record is from RefSeq and is a predicted model, not a curated record. Lineage: Eukaryota; Fungi; Ascomycota; Leotiomycetes; Helotiales; Helotiaceae. Gene Ontology annotation, molecular function: adenine deaminase activity. Bases 1 to 1137 code for a protein of 378 amino acids. Gene Ontology annotation, biological process: hypoxanthine salvage; adenine catabolic process. Gene Ontology annotation, cellular component: cytosol.
AUGGGUCCUAUCCCGUACGAGACGCUCCAGGAAUGGAAACAACAAGUCAACACCCUAAACGACCCCUUCAUUUCCGGAAUCCCCAAAAUCGAACUCCACGUCCACAUCGAAGGAACACUCACACCCGAACUCCGCUUCAAACUCGCCCAAAGAAACAACAUCCACUUGCACUCUAAACGAUUGAACAAAACCUUUAACACCCUCGAUGAGCUCAAAGAAAUGUAUAAUCUUCUCCAACCACGCAGUAUCAAGGGCGCGAACCAAAUCUCCGCGUUCUUCGACGCUUAUUACGGAGGUAUGGAAGCGCUGAGAACGGAAAGUGAUUUUUAUGAAUUGGCAAUGGACUAUUUUGAGAAAGCGGCAAGAAUGAAUGUUAGGUAUUGUGAGCCAUUUUUUGAUCCGCAGGCGCAUACUAGGAGGGGUAUUGAGUUUGAGACUUUUAUGAAAGGUUUUAAGAGAGCGCAGGUGGAUGCCGAGAGGGAUCUGAAUGUCAAAUCCCAAUGGAUCAUGUGUAUUUUACGUGACCAAUCUCUGGAAUCGGCCAUGGAACACUAUGAAGCAGCCCUCCCCUACAAAAACACAAUCAUAGGCAUCGGUCUCGACGGGAACGAAUACAACCGUCCCCCGUCAAUCUUCGAACCGCUGUCUCUCCGCGCCCGGAACGAUGGGUUUAAAAUUACCUGCCACUGCGACGUCACGCAGAAAGACACGCAUGAGCAUAUUCGCCAGGUAGCUGAGUGCGUUGGCGGGAGCGGAGCGGAUCGGUUGGAUCAUGGGCUUGAUGCUGCUGAGAGGCCGGAGUUGGCGAGCUUGAUCAAGGAGAAAGGGGUGGGUGUUACGUUGUGUCCGUGGGCAUAUGUGAGACAUCAUAAAGAAGAGGAUUUGUUUAAGCAUGUCAGAACGCUGUUUGAAGCGGGGAUUAAAGUUAAUGUUAGUUCUGAUAGUCCGGCGUAUGUGGAGGAUAAUUGGAUUGAGCAGAAUCUGAAGUUGUUGAGGCUGAAAGCGGGUUUUACGGAUGAGGAGAUUGAGAAGGUGGAGUUGGAUUCGGUGGAGAUGUGUUGGGCUGGGGAGGAUGUCAAGAGGGAGAUUCGCGAGGAGAUUAGGAGGUUCUGUGAGAAGAGUACUUCUGAAACGUAG